Hordeum vulgare subsp. vulgare (domesticated barley) is the source of this 1270-nucleotide messenger RNA. RefSeq names its product BTB/POZ domain-containing protein At1g21780. Lineage: Eukaryota; Viridiplantae; Streptophyta; Magnoliopsida; Poales; Poaceae. The record is from RefSeq and is a predicted model, not a curated record. The transcript has 4 exons. Gene Ontology annotation, molecular function: protein binding. The coding region runs from base 40 to 1047 and encodes 335 amino acids.
CCCCCCCCCCCCCCCCCAAUCUCCGGCGACGGGACCGUCAUGAGCGGCGGCGGCAGCCCGAGCGGGCCGGACUCCCGCGUGGAGACCAUCUCCCGCCUCGCCCAGUGGCGCAUCGACACCUUCGGCCCCUGCUCCUACCGCCGCUCCGACCCUUUCAAGCUAGGCAUCUGGAACUGGUACCUGUCCGUGGAGAAGAGCAGGUCGGUGUACGUGCGGCUCUUCCCGGAGCCCGGCCGGCUGGCCAAGGAGCAGCCGCCGCUCGCCCGCUUCGUGCUCCGCGUCUCCUGGGUUGGCCCACCGCGCCGCUCCAGCGUCUCCCCAGUUUUCGAGCAGCUUCUCCGAAGCAGCGAUGACUUUGUGUGGCAAGUUGAUGUGAUGUCUCAUGGGCGUUUUACGAUUGACGUUGAGUUCUUGGACCUGAAGAUAGCCACGAACAAUGGCACUGAAUCAUCAUCGUCGAUCUGGCCGAACGAAGGCAUGGUGCAGAGCGUGGCCAGCAAGAGCACGCUGGGCUGCCUCUCGCGCAUGCUCACGGAGUCCAUCCACGCAGACGUGACCAUCAACACGACGGACGGUGUGCUGAAGGCGCACAAGUCGGUGCUGGCAGCAUGCUCCCCCGUGUUCGAGAGCAUGUUCGUCCACGACCUCAAGGAGAAGUCGUCGUCGACGAUCGACAUCGGGGACAUGUGCGUGGAGUCGUGCUCGGCCCUGCUGGGGUUCGUGUACGGGACGAUCCGGCAGGAGCAGUUCUGGAAGCACCGUCUGGCGCUGCUGGCGGCGGCCAACAAGUACGGGCUGGGCGAGGUGAAGGCGUGCUGCGAGGAGAGCCUGCUGGAGGACAUCAGCUCGGGCAACGUGCUGGAGCGGCUCCACGUCGCGUGGCUGUACCAGCUGGAGCGGCUCAAGAAGGGGUGCCUGGCGUACCUGUUCGUGUUCGGCAAGAUCUACGACGUCCGGGACGAGAUCGGCGGCUUCUUCCACCACGCCGACCGCGAGCUGACGCUGGAGAUGUUCCAGGAGGUGCUCAGCGUGUGGAAGCCCAUCUGAAUCUCCUGUAUGUUUGGUGGCUGGCUGUGCUGCCGUGACUGAAGCUGUCUUGUGUAGCCGGCCCUGUAUGUAAUGUACACCAAUGUAAUUAUGCGAAUGUGAAUCGCUGCUGGUGCGGGCUGUGUGUGUGAAUAGUGUGCAAACGAGUUUGUGAGGAAGUGGUGUAAUUAACAGUACCUGUGCUUCUUUUUUUUUGAGAAAUUUACCCGUGCUUCGUUGUCCA